AUGCAGGAAGGCGACGGAGUACAGGGAUGCCCAUUGCGUUGUCAUCGCCGAUUACACUCAAUUAGAUCUCACAUGACCACCAUCCUGCAUCAAGCUGUGCUUCCAGCUAGCCUAGUUUCUUAUUUUGAACUGUUAAAGCUGCGUGAAAUUGACUCAAACAAUACCACUACAUUGCGCGAAAACGGCCCCCCAAUUGAUUCCAGAGAUCUUAUACUUCUUGAUAUUAGUCCAGUUUCGGAAAUGGUUAACCAGGUAAGAGGUUCUAAAUAA
Molecule: messenger RNA, 270 nt
Organism: Protopolystoma xenopodis
Lineage: Eukaryota; Metazoa; Platyhelminthes; Monogenea; Polystomatidea; Polystomatidae
Source: the annotation of a GenBank genome assembly